Messenger RNA from Oncorhynchus tshawytscha (Chinook salmon), 1709 nucleotides. Its product is annotated as gap junction delta-2 protein-like. The record is from RefSeq and is a predicted model, not a curated record. Gene Ontology annotation, cellular component: connexin complex. Lineage: Eukaryota; Metazoa; Chordata; Actinopteri; Salmoniformes; Salmonidae. The coding region runs from base 374 to 1306 and encodes 310 amino acids. Gene Ontology annotation, biological process: cell communication. The transcript is spliced from 2 exons.
UCUCCUUCUGCCUAUCUCCACCAAUAUCCGCGCGUGACGCAAGGGGAGUAUACUUAAAUCAGGAUUAGCUCUCCACCAACAUUAAACUCAGCUGCCCUCCAUUCAAGCACCGCGCGACAUACCGUCCCGCGCGCACGGUCGAAAAUAGGAGGGCUUUCUACUAAUCAGCACUCAGGCUCGCGCAAGCAAAAGUGCUUGGGUUGUAGAGUGAGCUUUUAGCAGAGGCGCAGAAGGUAGAAGGCAUGAGCGAACGCAGAAGCGGUGGGUUACCAAUGCAUUCUCCAGAUACUGGAUCAUCCGGAGUAAAACACGGGAAACAAUAGAUUCCACAGGAAUUUUGCACAGUGCACGGUGUGCUAUCGUCUCCGAAUGAAUGACCAUGGGGGAGUGGACAAUAUUAGAGCGUCUCUUGGAGGCGGCUGUCCAACAGCAUUCUACUAUGAUCGGAAGGAUCCUCCUAACUGUGGUGGUGAUCUUCCGGAUUCUAAUCGUUGCGAUCGUUGGAGAGACGGUCUAUGAUGACGAGCAGUCCAUGUUUGUGUGCAACACCCUGCAGCCCGGCUGUAACCAGGCCUGCUACGACAAGGCGUUCCCCAUUUCCCACAUCAGAUAUUGGGUGUUUCAGAUUAUUCUGGUGUGCACCCCCAGUCUCUGUUUCAUCACCUACUCCGUGCACCAGUCCGCCAAGCAGAAGGAGCGUUUGGAGCGGGGGUACUCCACCGUGUUCCUCUCCUUGGACAAGCGCCAUGAUUCCAUCAAAAGAGACGACAGCAAAAAGAUCAAAAACACCAUUGUAAAUGGAGUGCUUCAGAACACGGAGAACUCCACCAAAGAAGCCGAGCCCGACUGCUUGGAGGUGAAGGACAUCCCAAAUUCGGCCAUGAGAACUAGUGGAAAGUCUAAAAUGAGGAGGCAGGAGGGAAUCUCAAGAUUCUACAUCAUCCAAGUGGUUUUCCGAAACGCUCUAGAGAUAGGGUUCCUGGUGGGUCAAUAUUUCCUGUACGGAUUCAAUGUCCCCGCGGUAUAUGAAUGUGAUCGAUACCCCUGCAUCAAAGAUGUAGAAUGCUACGUUUCCAGGCCCACGGAAAAGACAGUGUUUCUGGUCUUCAUGUUUGCGGUCAGUGGCGUCUGUGUGCUCCUGAACUUGGCUGAACUCAAUCAUCUUGGGUGGAAGAAGAUCAAAGUAGCUGUCAAAGGCGUGCAGGCGAGGAGGAAGUCCAUCUACGAGAUCCGUAACAAAGACUUGCCUAGAAUGAGCAUGCCAAAUUUCGGCCGCACUCAAUCAAGUGACUCUGCCUAUGUGUAGCUGUCGAUUUCAAUACAACUGAAUGGAACAAUUGUAGCCUACAAAGAAUUCACAUAUAUUUAAUAAUAAUGUGUUAGAUAUUUUAUCUCACCGACUUCAUUUGCGAAGUAGGUCGGGUAUAUCGAUUUUAUUUGUAUUUUAUGAAUAAGUAAAAAACAAACGGACCAAAAUGUUUGUUUGUCAUAUAUAUAUACACACAUACGAGAAGGCACUGAUGCAACUUUUUAGUAUGGUUUAUCCUAUAUUUUGUAAAGUGCUUCUUAAAAGCAUUAAUUUGUGUUCACAUAUUCACUCUGUCGUUCACUUUAGCAGUUGAACACGGAGCAAAUAUCAAAUCAUCAAAUCAAAUUUAUUUAUAUAGCCCUUCGUACAUCAGCUGAUAUCUCAAAGUGCUGUACAGAAA